AUAUAAAAGGAGGAAGCGACGCUGCGACAGACGAGGGAAGUUGGUGUUGCUAAGACGCCUACGAUGCUUAGCAGUUUUUGGUGUUUUUCUGGGCCAUCGUAGGGUUUUGGUUUUUAUUUAUUAGUAAUUGACAAAAUGUACAGACAAUGUGGAAUUAUCGUCAGUUUUACGGUGCUAGCUCUUGGCUACUAUAGCUUUGCUGAGAACAAGAAGGAAGCAACGACAAAGCGAAAGUCGUUGAAUAUUCUACGAAUUUAUGAUGAUAACAACAGUGAAAUAUUGAAUCACAAAACAGAGAUUGAUGCUUAUCCUAAAAGCCAAAAAAGAAAUAAGAGAACUGCACUAUUUAAUGAUGCAAGAUGGCCACAGCAAAAAUAUCUUAGUGGAGGUAUUGUUGCUGAUCAUAGGGUGAAGGAAGUCUGGGAGAAGGGCUAUACUGGUGAUGGUGUUACUGUUGCUGUGGUUGAUGGAGGACUAAGGUAUACACACAUGGAGUUUGCAGGACGAUAUGAUCCCUCAUUAAGUCGUGACUAUGUAGACAACGAUCUCGAACCAAACAAAACAGAUGAACAUGGUACAAACUGUGCUGGUGUUAUUGCUGGAGCUGCCAUCAAUGGUAUCUGUGGUGUUGGUAUCGCUUACAACGCCAAGAUUGCCGGAAUUCAGUUAACAUCGUCUGGUAUUCCUGAAGACUCGGUUCUUGCUCGGGCAAUGUUUCCGUUUGAUGGUCACGGAAUUGAUGUUUUUUCCUGCAGUUGGGGUCCACCUGACGUAGGCUUUAAAGUGCAGGGCCCAGGGCCUUUAACACGGCGUGCUUUCUUAAAUGGCGUAAUAAAGGGACGAAAUGGUCGCGGAUCGCUGUAUGUUUUCUCAGCUGGAAAUGGAGUUUUAUUUGGCGACAACUGUGCUUUUAAUGGUUUUGUAAACAAUAUUCACACAAUUGGUGUUGCUGCUCUGGACAAAAACGGAAAACCAAUGCUAAGUUCUGAGCCAUGUAGUGCUGUUAUGACGGCUGCUUUCGCCGAUAAUCUGGAAACUGCAUCUGCUUCCAAUGACCAAGCAUGCUCUUCAUCUUUUGGUCAAACAUCUGGUGCAGCGGCUGUCGUCUCUGGAAUAAUAGCUCUUGGUCUGCAAGCUAGGAAGUCACUUACAUGGCGUGCUGUGCAUCAUCUCAUAAGGAAAUCAAGCAGAAUGGACGUCAUUGAUAAAUCUGUUGUACCAAUUUUAAAUAAAGCUGGUUUUCAAGUGAGUAAUCGAGUCGGCUUCGGAUUGCUUGAUGCUUUGAUGUUUGCAAACAACGCUGAGAAAUUCAACCAUUCUCUGCCACCUCAAUUAAUGUGUGAGGUUGAUGUUGAGAGGCAACCAUUGAGAGCUGAUUCAACCUCAUUCACCAUCCUUAUUGAUGGCACUAAAUGUAAUAAUGGAAUUAUAUAUCAUCUGGAGCAUGUUGUUGCUACCUUUAAUUUGGAAUAUUUUAAACGUGGUGUCCUUGGUGCUUACAUUACGUCACCUAAAGGUACUAGGUCAAAGGUUAUUGGUCACCGUGUUUUCGACGCUUUAGCUGGAUACAAACGAUACGAGAAUUUGACGACCCUCAGUGUCCAUUUUUGGGGCGAAUCUUCAUUAGGGGAAUGGCGAGUUGUUUUCAAAAAUGAUCUUCCUUCCCAAGGUACCGGGCCUGGUACUCUCUUUGGAUUUCGCUUAACUUUGUAUGGCACAGCAACACCUCCUUUCGACUCAACAUCAACAACAAUAAAGGAAACUUCUCUUUCAACUGGAGCUGUCGUUGGUGUUGUCUUGGCAGGUGUCUUCGUGUUUUGUGUGCUCGUUGCUUUGAGUCUUUACCGCAUAAAGCGUAUUUAUUCAAGAGAGAGCAAUCCUGUUGACAUCGGCGUGGAAAGUACGCAUGUACAGGCUGUCAAUGAAAGUUAUAUUCUCGGGUGUUACAUUCGACCACCAGCUUAGUAAGAGUGGACCUCAAUUCGUUUUGGUGCUGAUUGUUUGACAUUUCAAAGUCAAUGUAUCAACUCGAAUUACCAUACUAGACCAGUUGCAGCAAAGUUGAAAGCGAGUGAAAAGAUUUUUGGUUUCUGACUUCUUGCUGGUUAUUACUGCUGCAUUGUCGAUAAAUUGAAACCAAUAGAUUGAAUUGAGAAGAUUAUACGAGAAACCGAAUUGACCAUAUUUAUCGGAUUUUUUGUUAUGAAUAUAUGUGUUAGUAAUUACAAUAUGAUUUUUAAUUGAAUCAUUCAUACAUUUACAACUGCAAAUAUCGCUAAGAAAAGGCCAGCAAUGACAUAAAUAGGGUUUCAGUUUAAGAUAGAAGGUACUAUCUAGUGAAGACAAGUAAGCCCAUUUUGUGAAGUUUUUCCUUGUUGGUAAAGAAUUGUUUAUGUAGCGAACAGUAAAGUUGAAAAUAUUUUUUGGCAAUCUUAACUGGCACGAUGACCAUACUUUAUUUGUUUGACGCAAACAAAAACUUUGCGAUACUUGAAAAGAAAUCAAAAACAAAUCUUAGUUGAAUCACAACCAAAAAGUAAUUACUAAUGACGUAAUGAAGAUAAUGAAUAAUGACUUUAACUACUAAAAUCUGAACAUGCUAAAAUUAUAGAGAUAAUUCUUUUGCAGUAUUUUUGAUGUUUCUUCUCCAUGCCAAUUUUAUCGAACAUAAUUAAGAAACUAGAGCACUCAUUGGCAAAGACACCCAUAAUGUAUUUUUAAAGCGAUUGAUUAGUUUAACAUGUCUGAAACGAUGACUCUGCUCUUUUAUUAAAUGUUUGUAUUUUUCUUUUUUCCGCUUAACAUUGCUGCAAAGAUUAGUUUCGAAACCAACAGGAAGUUCAAUGACAUAAAGACAACUGUCCAGAUUUGUGAAAGUAAAGAAAUUGCCCAUGAAAAAAAUGCCUCCAUUAUCUCAUCCAUUGACUAGAAUGGCAACCGUUCGAUAAAGAGAUCAAGUUGUUAUUUUUGGAGUUCGAAAGAGGAUAGAGAAGCAUAAAAGUGUUUUCAUGUAUGACAGUAGGACAGCUAAGAUCACAGUCUCACCAUCAUGUUGGAAAAGAGGUCCUUAUGUUGUGCUGUUUUAACAUGGGAUUCAAUUGUUGUCAUGGGAGAUCUGAUCUUUAAAUAUGAAUAACCAGUAUAUUACUAAAGAUUAUUAUUAAUUCACCGCGUUUGUGUUGAUGUUUUAAGAACGCUAUAUUUUCAUCCAUCUUUUCUUUUCAUUGAACAGAAGUUCAGUUUUAAGGAUUUUAUGUCAAA
Molecule: messenger RNA, 3261 nt
Organism: Xenia sp. Carnegie-2017
Lineage: Eukaryota; Metazoa; Cnidaria; Anthozoa; Malacalcyonacea; Xeniidae
Product: furin-like
Exons: 14
Coding region: 136-1965 (609 amino acids)
Biological process (GO): protein processing
Cellular component (GO): Golgi membrane; trans-Golgi network
Molecular function (GO): serine-type endopeptidase activity
Source: RefSeq, a predicted model, not a curated record